Chrysochloris asiatica (Cape golden mole) is the source of this 717-nucleotide messenger RNA. It is a transcript of the gene TXNDC2, whose product is annotated as thioredoxin domain containing 2 (spermatozoa). The record is from RefSeq and is a predicted model, not a curated record. Bases 1 to 717 code for a protein of 238 amino acids. The transcript has 2 exons. Lineage: Eukaryota; Metazoa; Chordata; Mammalia; Afrosoricida; Chrysochloridae.
AUGGAAAGUAAUAAAGUUGGAACUCUGGAAGAAGUGAAAAUGAGGUUGGACAAUCAAGAAGAAACCAAAGAAGGCAGCACUAACGAAAGUUCAUUACAGGUUCGGUCCAGCAAGGCAACUGAACUGGUCCUAGAGUUCUCAGUACCAGCCCAGGCUCAGGAGAAGACAUUGGCACCUAAGAACACGGAGGAGCCUGAGGUACCCAAAGCAUUGCAACCUACGAAGGAGACCUCCAUAGAUGCAGCCCAAUGGGAGAAAUGCGCGUCUCGGAGCUUGUCAGAACAAACGACAGAGCCCGUGGAAGGUUACACUCUGAAAUAUUCAGAACAAACAGUCAAGUUCCUGGAAGACAACACUUCCAAGGCUUCAGAAGAAACAACUGAGCCCUUGGAAAGCGACAAGGUGAAGGUGAUCCAGAACAAGGAGGACUUUGAAGCCGUGCUUAAAGAGGCUGGGGAGAAGCUGGUGGUUGUGGAUUUCUUCGCCACUUGGUGCGGACCCUGCAAGAUAAUCAAGCCACUGUUCAAUGCCCUGUCUUACAAGUACGACGAUGUGGUGUUCCUUGAAGUGAAUGCUGAUGAGUGUGAGGAGCUGACUAAAGACUGUGGGAUCAUGUGCUUACCAACCUUUCAGUUUUAUAGAAAAGAGGAAAAGGUGGGUGAAUUUUGUGGUGCCCUUAGGGAAAAACUGGAAGCAGUCAUUACAGAAUUAAAGUAA